Copidosoma floridanum is the source of this 855-nucleotide messenger RNA. Its product is annotated as zinc finger protein 98-like. The record is from RefSeq and is a predicted model, not a curated record. Lineage: Eukaryota; Metazoa; Arthropoda; Insecta; Hymenoptera; Encyrtidae.
AUGUACGUAUAUCCUGUGUCAGCAGGCGCCCUGAGCGGCGGUAUGGCAGCGAGUCACGGAGUGCAGCCACCGGCGAGCCCCCCGGGGAACCACGACCCGCGCACCUCGAGCAUCCAAGCCCUGAGGAUGAAGGCCCGGGAGCACGUCGAGAGCAUGAGCAAGGACCUCCAGCACAUCGUGCGCGCCAGCAGCCCCAGCAGAACGGCGGCCGUCGGGCCGCGCGACGACGCUUUCGUGCCCGUGUCCUACAAAAAAAAGUUAUACUACAAGUGUACAAAGUGUUUAGAAAUGUUUGAUGAACUGGAUACUUUUGAGACGCACAAACGUGCCCACAACUGCUAUCAGUGCCAUUUUUGCCCACAAAUUUUCGAUCGACUGGAAACUCUUGAGACGCACAAACGUGCCCACAACUGCUAUCAGUGCCAUUUUUGCCCACAAAUUUUCGAUCGACUGGAAACUAUUGAGACGCACAAACGUGCCCACCACUGCUAUCAGUGCCAUUUUUGUCCACAAAUUUUCGAUCGACUGGACACUCUUGAAGCGCAUAAACGUGUGCGCCACUAUCAUCGUUGUCAUUUGUGUUUGAAAAUCUUUCCCCAACCGGGAUGUCUUGAUAAGCACAUCAGAACCCAACACCACUACCCGUGCAGCGUAUGUUCAGAAUCUUUUACUCAACCUAUGAAUCUUGUAAUGCAUAUGACCUACAGACACAACCAUCCCUGCAUAUGGUGUUUAGAAAUUUUCGACCAUCCCGAUGAACUGAAAAAACACAUGGAACCAUGUUAUAAAUCCUCUAAAGGAAAGAUAAGCAACACGGUAUAUCAGGAUAAAAGCGGCAGCAAACGCGAUAUGUAA